Gamsiella multidivaricata is the source of this 309-nucleotide messenger RNA. RefSeq lists its product as uncharacterized. Lineage: Eukaryota; Fungi; Mortierellomycota; Mortierellomycetes; Mortierellales; Mortierellaceae. The record is from RefSeq and is a predicted model, not a curated record. The coding region runs from base 1 to 309 and encodes 102 amino acids. The transcript has a single exon.
AUGCACAAGGACACGAUGGAGGAAGGAAAGGAGCUUUGGGACAUGGUAGAGGCAGUUGGACUGAACAACUUCAAGCUCGGACGUGAAUACGUGCCUUCGACUUACAGCGGCGACGUGCUCUUCUUUAGCGCGACGGCCGAUGUCGAUGAUACUGGCGCAGUGGUGGACCCUGCAGAGUGGACGCCUUAUGUUCAGGGCGACAUUGUGAUUCACAAGGUGGAAUGCGCCCAUAUGGAGAUGGACAAGCCUGGCCCAAUGGCUGACAUCGGUCGCGCUAUAGCUGCGAGAUUUGAGAAGCUGCAGCAAUAG